AUGUCUCGAUUUUCUCUCGUUAUUCUGCUUUCCUUGGUUGUGGCAAGUGCGAACCAGUGGUGGUGGGAAUACGAAGAACUACCCCAGCCGGUAUUUAACAUGGUGGAUAAUCUCGUUACAUACGCGAACGGGCUGCCGCUCGAUCAUAAGAAUGAAUCUGUCAGAGCACUAUUCGAGGCAUUGAAAGUGGUUUCGAAGAUUAUGAGACUAAUCGCAGAAAAUCCUUCGGCAUACGUGUGCUUCGGCAUUCAAUGUAUGCAGAUGAACAACUAA
This is a messenger RNA of Necator americanus (New World hookworm), 273 nucleotides long. RefSeq lists its product as uncharacterized. The record is from RefSeq and is a predicted model, not a curated record. The transcript is spliced from 4 exons. NCBI's taxonomy places the organism in Eukaryota, Metazoa, Nematoda, Chromadorea, Rhabditida, Ancylostomatidae. Bases 1 to 273 code for a protein of 90 amino acids.